Messenger RNA from Pygocentrus nattereri (red-bellied piranha), 1224 nucleotides. It is a transcript of the gene gnptg, whose product is annotated as N-acetylglucosamine-1-phosphate transferase subunit gamma. The coding region runs from base 128 to 1024 and encodes 298 amino acids. Gene Ontology annotation, cellular component: Golgi apparatus. The record is from RefSeq and is a predicted model, not a curated record. Lineage: Eukaryota; Metazoa; Chordata; Actinopteri; Characiformes; Serrasalmidae. The transcript has 10 exons.
AAGUGAACGCUGCUCGAGCAGAGUCAUGUGACAAACACUGCCAUCAUGGCGGCGCUCACUGGAACACACAAGCAAAUAUAACAUAGCAUCAUUUCUGCAAAUUUCUCGGGCAGUGUUUUGUGCAGCCAUGCUGUUCACAUCCGCCAUUCGACAUCUGCCAUGGCUGACAUUACUGGUCUUGCUUGUACAUGGUGGGAAGAUGAAGAUCGUAGAGGAACCAAACACAUUUGGGUUGAAUAGCCACCUGCUGGUGCAGGGCAGCCGACUGCAGGCCAGAGUCAAACCAUCUCCUGUGUCUGGCCCUCCUCAUCUGUCCAGGCUAGCUGGAAAGUGCUUCAGCUACAUCGAGUCCAUGUAUAAGUACGAGUUCUGUCCAUUCCAUAAUGUGACGCAGCACGAGCAGAGCUUCAGGUGGAACGCCUACAGUGGAAUACUGGGGAUCUGGCAGGAGUGGGAGAUACAGAAUAACACCUUCACUGCAAUGUGGAUGAGAGAGGGAGACACGUGUGGGAGCAAGAACAGACAGACUAAGGUGCUCUUCGCAUGUGGGAACAGUAGUAAGCUGGCCAGAGUGUCAGAGCCACAGACGUGUGUGUACUCGCUCACCUUUGAAACACCGCUGGUUUGUCACACACAUUCCCUCCUGGUGUAUCCAGUGCUGAGUGAAAAACUGCAGGAGGAGUGGGAUGAGAUUGAGCAGGCUCGAUAUGAAGAACUCAUCACUGAACAGGGCUAUAAUAAGAUGUUGAAGGAUCUGUUUGAAGAGGCUGGUUUUCUGAAGAAAAAUCGGCAGCAGAAAUGGGAAGAAACCCCACAAGCUCCUAAACAUCAGAGUCUGGAGCAGUGCACACAGGACUAUGAGAAACAGCGUGCUGAAAUCGAGCGACUGCGCUCUCUCCUCACCCAGCACAACAUUUCGUAUGAGACAGAGACUGUCAGGCCAAACACCCCACUGAUAGCUCGACCCUCAGCACUGCAGGACCAGCAUCUCCGUGGCGACACAGGAAUCAUUGCAGACCUUUAGCAAGAUCUGCAACAACCACUUACCUCUCGACCAAGGGACAACUCCAUUGUCAACUAUUAGGAACUGCAGGACGAAUUUUGUUUUUAUGGGUGCUUUUACGUUUGACUUGAUUGAUCAUUUCAAUUGAAAGACAGUUGCUAUCUGAAAAAUGUACGAUUGACUUGUGUAAAACAUAAUAAAUCUGUGGAUAUUAAGAGAAA